Messenger RNA from Ramularia collo-cygni, 228 nucleotides. RefSeq lists its product as uncharacterized. NCBI's taxonomy places the organism in Eukaryota, Fungi, Ascomycota, Dothideomycetes, Mycosphaerellales, Mycosphaerellaceae. The transcript has 2 exons. The coding region runs from base 1 to 228 and encodes 75 amino acids. The record is from RefSeq and is a predicted model, not a curated record.
AUGCCUCGUGACGGAUCUGGACACUCUCACAACGCCGUCGAGGGCGACGAGCUCGUACACGGUGCACCAACUGGCAACGAGCAAACUGGCUCCGGCGUCGACCGAYCAAACAAGGCCGCAGCACCACCAGCACAUGAGGCCGGCGAGGCCAUCACCAACCCAGCUUCCGGUGGCGGAAGCCAAGGUCUCACUGGUGUGGGCAGCGGAAAGGGCGCAAAGCCCGAGUAA